GAUACAAAAAGAUCUUUCUUUUCUUCGUUCCCCUUGAAAUAGUUUCGCGUUGUCUCGGCUUCCGAAGCAGCGUAGAUUAGAUAAAACAGUCAACGUACUUGUUGUAGAUAUCUAAAUAAAUAUACAUACGUUUGUUUUUAAUUCAGAUUCGGUUCAAAGUUGUAGAUCGUGUGAAAGAAAACGAGAUAAAUCUGGUCAUAGUACGGUUCCGUGUAUGACUAAUAAAUCGGAAGGAAAAGCUCAUCUUGGAUAUGAACCGUGCGAAAAGUUAUUAAGUAGUGGUGUGAAAGUAUUUGGCGUGUUAGUUUUAUGUGAUGUCUGACGGAGAUCCAUCUCUCGAAGAGGAUGUGCCAAAACCUCUGCUUGUGAGGGUAGAGGAAAAUGUGUUUACGCCUAAAGUAGUGACUCCUAUUUACGCGGGAGGUGUAAAGCUGCACCACAAGAGAUCUGACGCCGGGGAAACGGAAUCCUUCCUGUCUGACGCACAAAGGAAUGAGCUUGCCUUCCAACAACUGUUCCAAGAUGGAGAAGGACCAUUUCACGAGACGGAGAGGGAGGCUCAGGAGAACGGGGAGCUCCAGGCGAUGUCAGUCCUCAGCACAUACGCGGACAAUCUAUCACAGGACAUGAACACAGACCGGGACAAUGGUAGCGAGGCGUCGACCCGUCCUGCCGAAGACUGUGCGUGUGGCGACCCUGGCACAAACUUUGGUCCAAACGGCAAUGGCAAAUCUCCGGCCAACCAUUGCUCUAUUGUUAUGGGGGGUAUCCUGAACAACCCUUCUCUGACAUUCAACGAUGGGGUCCGGUCCAUAGACUAUGUCCUCGUAUGGGAGGCGUUUAAGGAGGACGCGGCUACCCCCGAAGCACAUCGGCAGAGGAAGAUAUUUGAGGAGAAUCUCGAGCAAGAAGGUCUGCAACUCGAGAGAGAGGCGCCUGAGAACUUGUAUGGACUGAAUUUUGUUAAGAUCCACGCGCCAGUGUCAGUUUUACGAGACUACAGCGAGAUCCUCAAGCUUAGGAUGCCGAUGAAGGAAUGCAGUAAGAUAAGAAACUCUGGUCGGGCGAAUGCGAUACUGAAUGCAGCAAUGUAUAUGUCUAAGUUCUCAGCUCUGAAGGACGUGCACGAGAAGACCAACAGUCUCAUAGAACAAGUAGACGCCUGCUGGGACCGGUUCAUGUCCAAGAUACGAGUUGAUACCGACAUGUUCCCUGAGAGGAAACACCGCCUCACUGCCAUAUACUCGAAGGACAAGGAAUAUUUAUUCGACACGACAGCUGAAUGUUUCUGGACGCCUUCCAUUCGUUCGCGCAUCGUUCAGUUCAUUCUCGACAGGAAGAAGUUCACUCAGGCGUCGAACGACGACUUCGCGUUCGGCAUCACAAGACUGAUAUCUAAUUGUACUUAUAGCGCUGCCUAUCCUUUACACGAUGGUGAUCUCAAAACUCCCGGCUCUAUGAGGCAUUUGUUGUACACUGAGUGGGCGGCAGUCUCCAAAUGCAUCAAGUACCAACCCCUUGAUUAUGUCAAGGAUUAUUUUGGUGUCAAAAUAGGAUUAUAUUUCGCGUGGCUGGGCUUCUACACACACAUGCUGAUCCCCGCGUCGAUAGUAGGACUGAUUUGCGUCAUAUACUCAGCUGCUACCGUUUACAGUAAUGUUCCUAGUGAAGACGUAUGCAACUACGAGUCGACGGUGAAGAUGUGUCCGCAAUGCGACUAUUUUUGUGACUUCUGGGAUUUGAAGGCGACGUGCUUGCAGUCUCGAAUAACGUAUCUCUUUGACAACCCUACUACUGUGUUCUUCGCUAUUUUUAUGAGUUUUUGGGCGGCAUGUUUCCUGGAGCUAUGGAAGCGGUAUUCAGCCGAGAUGACGCAUCGCUGGGACCUCACGGGCUUCGACGUGUACGAGGAGCAUCCGCGACCGCAGUACCUCGCACGGCUGGCGCAUGUUAAACGGACACAGCUGAACGUGGUAACAGGAGAACGCGAACCAAUGGUACCAUUCUGGCGGAUGCGACUACCCGCUACACUAAUGUCAUUCAGCAUAGUGGCACUAUUAGUUCUAAUGGCACUAGCAACAGUACUAGGCGUGGUACUGUAUAGAAUGUCCCUGUUGGGUGCCAGUAUACUUCGCAACGGAAACGCACUCACUACGUAUAACCCGAUUAUGUUUACAACGGCGACAGCGGCUUGUAUUAACUUGUGUUUUAUAUGCCUUUUUAAUUAUGUAUACCAAUACUUAGCAGAAUGGUUAACAGAAAAAGAACUUCUACGCACGCAGACAGAAUUUGACGACUCCCUAACACUCAAGAUAUACCUACUGCAGUUCGUGAAUUAUUACGCGUCUAUAUUUUAUAUAGCGUUCUUUAAAGGCAAGCUCAUUGGUCGGCCCGGAGAUUACGUGAGACUGUUUGGACAUAGACAGGAGGAGUGUGCUCCCGGCGGCUGUCUUCUAGAACUUUCCAUCCAGCUGGCCAUCAUAAUGGUGGGCAAGCAGUUCAUCAACACUAUAGUGGAGAUGAUGAUGCCGUACCUGCUCAAGUGGUGGUACAUCAUACGGACUAUUGGCAGAAAGAGGCAAAUCAAAAGUCCCUUGCAAUGGGUAAAAGAUUUCAAACUAGUCGACUUCGGAAACAUGGGCUUGUUUCCUGAAUAUUUAGAAAUGGUUCUGCAAUACGGUUUCGUAACAAUUUUCGUGGCGGCGUUUCCCCUGGCGCCUCUAUUCGCUCUCAUCAACAACGUGCUGGAGAUGCGGUUGGACGCCAAGAAGUUCCUCACGUGCUACCGGCGUCCUGUGCCACAGAGGGUCAAUGAUAUUGGAGUGUGGUACAGGAUCCUGGAUUCUAUUGGGAAGCUUAGUGUUAUUACUAAUGGAUUCAUAAUAGCGUUUACCUCAGACUUCAUACCCCGCCUAGUGUACCAGUUCUCGAACAACGGUUCAAUGCAACAGUACGUCAACCAUACGCUAGCAGACUUCAACGUCACCGUGCUCGAACACCCGCCUAUCAAUACUACUUACAGGGAGACUACGUGCAGUUUCCCUGGCUACUGGUAUUACAAGGAAGGUGACAGUUAUGAACACAGUAACUGGUAUUGGCACAUCAUGGGCGCUAGACUGGCCUUUGUCGUUGUUUUUGAGAACGUGGUGGCGCUAGUAAUGAUAAUAGUCCGCUGGGCGAUCCCGGACAUGUCGGGGGAGCUGCGGGACCGCAUCCGGCGCGAGGCGUACGUCAUCAACUCGUUCAUCCUGGAGGAGACGCGGGCGCGGUCGGAGCGAUCCGCGCGGUCGGAGCGCUCCGCGCGGGACGCAGGUGCCACUUCCACGCCGUUUACUUGCGCGGAGACACGACAGAAUCCAACUGGAACCACAUAGCAUCCCUGUCAGGGUCUGACUUCGAUCUCGCUGCCCACGGCGACCAUCAGAACAUAGCGGACAUCGGCAAACACGUGGUGGGGGAGGUUAGUGAUACACCGCCGCCGGCGCAUGUAUAGUGCCUUAACGUACCUGAUCUUUGCAAGGCAUUUUAACGAACGUGUUGGUGAGUUUGAAGAAGAUCUUUCUGGAAUCAAGUAUCAAGAAUGAUGGGGAAUUUUUGUCAUUAUUUGUUUUUUUGAAGGAAGGUAUUUUAUAGAUCUGUUGUUAAUUAUGAUCCUUAUAGAAGGGGAUGGAGGAUCAAGUAUCAAGAUUUAUUAAGUUUUGGCUGUUUUUUUGGUGACGUAGAAGAAAGUUUUUAUUGCAUCUGUGCGUUGGAUUUUUGUAUAGUUAAUAGCUGGAAUAAAUUGAAUGCUUAUAAUGACAAUAAUCGAUACACUCUUCAUCCCCUUUCAAGUAAAUCUGUUAAAUGUUGAAAUGUUGUCGUUUUUUCCAGAAGUUGAAUGCUUUAAGAAGAGGUUUAUUAAGCGAUUUAAUAUCAACAACAUAAGAACAAAUGCUGAUUGUAUUGUGUCAAUGGAUUGUAUUCUGCUUUAAAAAAUUAUAUACAUUUUUAUGUAAGGCCUGAGUAAAGUUCAUUCUUUUUGUUGCAAUUGAAAAUUGAUGGACUAUGUAAGUUUAUAAGAAUAGAAAAAUGGGAUAUGAAGAGUCCAGUCAGCCUUUGUCAUAGCCCUCCGCACAUGGAGCUACUCAAAUAUGAUGGAAUUAAUCAGUAAUUAGAAUUACAAACUAGUUAUAAACUGUAUUUCGCACACGACGCUACUCACAUUGCAAGGUUUCAGUCACUCCUGUUAUUUCCACUACCAAAUAAACACGUGCGAAAAACCUAGCAAGGGGAAAUAUUGGAAGCAAUAAAAAUGUCGAGUGGAUCGAGCGAAGAUGACGAUGUCAUUAUACUAUAUUAUCAUCAUAACAGACGCCGAAGGAAUCGACGCAGAUUUUGGAUUCACCCAUAUAUCCAAAAUAAUGUGAACUGCAGAUUGUCAGUUGCAGCACGAGAGCUGCGUGAAACAGAUAAACAGAUCAUUCAUUUUUCACAUCAAAACACAGUAAACUCGGGUAACCUAGUAGCUCGGCGAACGGCACGCCGCGUCGCGCGCGAUCAGUUGCCAACGCGUUACGAACUGGUUAGUGACUAGUCGCGUCGUGUGCGAACCUGUAUGGCAAUGUAUGGGCGGUGACGCUCAAAAAACUCGUUAGUAAUGUGAGUUUGUGGUUAGUUCCUUUUCAGUAGCUCCAUGUGCGGAGGGCCAUAAUAUUAAUUUGUCUGAAUUGUGAUAGAGGAAGUAAUAAAUCGUAUUGUCAUUAGGUUUUACCUUGCGCUUUAAAAAAAUUGAAGAGUUUGACUUUAAAUUAUUGUUCAUUUGAAAGCUGUUAGAAUUGAAUUUAUAUUAUGCGCACUCCAUUUGUUUUUAUAAAUCCGUGUAAUUAAUUGAUUGAGAUUAAAAUGAUCAAAUUAUAUUUAUGAGAGUUAAAGAUAACAUUAAAUAAAAAAAAAAUGCGUUAUUGUUCUUUUAUGAAUCUAAUCGUUUACUGAAAUAUUGUAGCUUUGUUACCAACCUAUCCGUCAAAAAAAGUAUUCUUCAAUCCUAUAAAUGUACUUAAGCGAAAACAGGUUUUGUUCACAUAUCAAAUGUUCAUUACAUAUAAAACAGAGAGAGACAAUGUUUGAUAGGUUUACGGAAUGAGAAAGUAUGGUGAGAGAAAAAUCAGUAAAAUGAAUGUAUUUAGAAAAUGUUUUGAGGCUGAAGCAUUUUGUAUAUGGCUAUGGUGUAUGUUUAGUAUGUGCUAAAAUGAUUGGUACAGGCUUUCAUUUGCUAAUGUACAAGCUGGUAAAGGCUUUCUUUGUGCUGAAUGUAUGUUUAGUUAGUACUAAAAUUAAUAUAUACAAACUAUACAUUCGCUCAUUUACUCAGAUCCAGCCUUUAAGGAAACUGAAAAGGUUCAGUUGUUUUAAGAAUAAAAUACAGCUUUGUCAAAAUAAUAGGACUAUCUUAAAAAACCUCAAUAAUAAUAUGUUAUUUAUUUAUACAUGCGUAAGUGACAGAAUUAGUGCUUGAAAAGCUACAAUGCUAUAUAUUUCUGCACAAUCAGAGUAACUGAUUUUACAUAUUUAAGAAAAGCAUUAUUAAAUAUGUAUUUAAUACGUUAUCUUGUAUAUUUCAAGACUAAACUGAAUCUCAUUUUGUAACAGAGAUAUAACUAUAUAUUAUAUUAUGAUAACUUAUAUACCUCUUUUAACCGACUGCGUCCAGAAGGUUAUGUUUUUAAUAUUAUGUAUUUAAAAUACUAACGUAUUAAAUUUUGCUAUGUAUAAUAUUUUUUAUGGCUAAAGAUCUUUUUAUACAUAUGUUAGCGAUCCAACUAGUCUUGAUACUGGGCGAAAGGAAAGUAGAAAGAUUGGUUAGCAGUUAAACUGAGCAGCUAUAUACAGAGUAUAAUAAUAAUAUUAACAAAGUCAUAGCACAUUAUUGUUUAACUUUAAAACCAAAUUAUUAUUUAAACAAAAAUACUCUAAGAAUUUUAUUUUUUCCUCUAUUAUUGUUGCUUUUUAUAAACAUAAGUGUAUAAAAUAUUAACCAAAGUUCAAAAAUGUAGGGGCUUUUAGGCUUCUCCGGAACAGUCAUAUAGACCCGUGUAAGUAUUUUCUUAUAGACGGAAAUUGUGUAAUUGAAGUCUGCUAGCCAAAUAUUUAUUUGUAACCAAUAUAUGUAGCUCUUUUCAGUUUUUUUUUAUAUACUUUUUAUAUAUGUCGGUUUCGUCUUAAGCUGUAAGUGUUACGAACUCGCCUGAUGAACGUGUUCAGUAGAAAAAGCGUAGAAAUUUCUAGAAUGUGUAAGCGUAUGGUUGGCAAAAAUGUCUCGUGAAAUCUUUUUGAAGCAUAUUUUAGUAUUGUAUUUACCCUCUUAUCUGUUGUACAGUCAACUUCAGGUCAGUGGUAACAGUUUUAUAGGAGAAUCGUUCUUAUUACUAUUGAGUUAAGGUGCAUGACAGUUACCACUGAUGUGCGGUCUACCCUACAGACAGCACAUCAACCUACCUCGUUCUGUCAAAUUUCUUCAAUAGAUUUUCAACCUUAUCACAAUAGUGGAAGGUAAUGUUGAAAAUUUGACAGAUUCGGGUAGGUUGGGUUGGCGUCUGUACCAAAGUUGUCUUAAUAUAGGGGGUAUUUUAAAUAAUAAUAAAUAUUACCAAAUCUAAAAAUAUAAAAUCUUCGUCCUUUAUUAAUAAAAUACAUAAUAUUCUAAUUAAAUAUAACAACAUAUUUUCAGAUAACAGUUGUAACAGAAAAAUAUUUAUUUAUUUCUGAAAUAUACAGAGUUAAUAUAAAGGCGAGAUUGAUUGAAAAUAAUUUUCUUUAAAAAUAUUUACAGUAAUUUGUACUCAAUAAAAAUGUCACUGGUGAUAAAAUGUUCUAUUCCUAAAAUCAAAAAAAUAUAUAUAUUUCUAACGUUUCUUCUUAAUGGACUAAUUUCUAUAAUUUUAUGAUUGUAAUUUUUACAUAAACAGUAAGGGAAUUUUAUUAUGACAAAAAAAAAAACAUUCAAAAUCUAUUUACUAUAUUUUUUUUCUCUCUGACUGUUGUGCUUCCUACCAUUAUCUUUGCAUUUUAUUUUAUUUUCAGAAGCAAAGAUUGGUCUUUGAAAUACUUUGUUCUAUGAAAUUCCCUUACAUAUUCGUCAUAAUUUUACGUAAUAAUGUCAUCGGUGCUUCGGAGUCCUAAUUUUCAUGUAAAUAUGUUAUUAUUUAAGGAAGUUUAAGGCUGACUUGCACCAGUAAAGGUAAAACAAUCUGACUUUGUUAUUCAUCGAAUAAGAAUCGGAAUGACGUCACUAAUACAGCAAGUUACAUUAAAAUACAAAUGUAUAAGUGCUCAGUUGUGCAAUCUAAUCUAUUCCUUAAAACCUACUGCACAUAGUACAGUUUUGCUCAUUCAAAACCAGACUUACUAUAUCCUUUGUAUAUCCUAAAAGGUUGCAUAGUUCCAGCUUUUCAAAGCUGAAAUGAUAAGCAAAUUUGUACUUUAUGUAGUAGAGAAUAAGGAUGAGAUUAGACUACCUACUAUAUUAUUGUUCGAAAGUGCAAGUCGGCCGGAGUCCUCGAUACGGCUGUUUAUUUUAUACCUAGUCAUAAGCGUUUUGGACACGACGGACACGAAAAUUAAUUUUUUGCUUAUUUUUUUUAUUAUGGUCAAAUAAAUUUAUUCUUUACGUCAAUAAUGUUAAUAUUCAUGUUUGCUUGGUAACCGUAACUAAAGAAACGAAAUAGCCUAUCCAAGAUAUCAAUCAAAUAUGAACCUUGAAUAUAUUAAUAAAGAUCAAAAUUAUUUGUGCUUACAAUAAUACUUUGCUUUGUCUUCUCAAUAAAUUGAUAACGUUAAUAAAUAAAUAGUCACAGAUAUGAAUCAUUAAGUUUUCUAAUCUUUUUAAUUGUGAUUUGAUUUAAAUAAUUAUAAAUGCAUUUAUUAACGACGUUUUUGAAACGCAAAGUUGCUGCUUGAGAUUGAGAAUUCUGCUAUUGUUUUAUGAAAAAAAUAUAUAUGGGAGGUAGGUCUUAUUGCAGAUAAUAUGUACAAUGCUAUUUUAAAGGAGUCUGAAUCAUAUUAAUUUUAUGUAAAGCAACUUGCCCAGAACAAUAAUAUUAAUUGUUAAGUAAAAACGCACAAUAUUCAUGAUAGCCGCUAAAGGUGUCGUAGUGAAUGAAUUUAAAUCUUAUUUUGAUGUCGUUAAAGUUCAAUAUUCUAUACAUACGUCUGUUCCUCGUUGUAUAAUGGCCGUCUAUGAAGUAGUACACGUUAUACGCAAAGUAUAUUUACAGACGCUAGCACAGCAACCCACUCGAAUCUGUAAUUUUUUCCCAAUGAAUAUUGAACCUUAUAAUCUAGAGAUAAAGUUGAAAAUCUAUUAAAGAAAUUUUACAGAACGUGGCAGCUUGCUUUUCUGGCGUCUGUUCAUUAUACAUUGACGAUUUUUAUUCCAAUUACAAAUGAUAUUCAACGAUAUGUUGUUAACAUACCCAGCAAUGUAUGAGCGUUUCUUGUUUCAUUGUAUCAAUGUGUCACAAGUAGUUACCGUAGUGUUAGUGCAAAACAGAUUAUUAAAUGCGCAAUAACUUGACUUCCUAUAUUAUUAUGCAUACGUGUAUGAUAUUGAAAUUUUCAAAAAAGGUCGGAAUAAUGAUAUUCUUCUCUAAUUUCAAAAACUUCUCAAACAUCAAUCUAUGCCAAUUUCUUUGUCAGACUUUUUAAGCGAAACUUUAAGUAAAGAUUGAGUUUUCCGAGGCUUAUGUUUCACGUUUUAAUUCACGGAAUUCACAUAAAUGUCUUCGAGGGGAACUUCUUGGGUUUCUCAAGCGUAUGAUUCAUAUAACCAGGAUGAAAAAUACAUAUAUCGUUGUUGAUAAACCAACUAACAUAUUGUAGUGAACAUUUGAAUGAAGUCGGUCAAGUUAUUGCAAAAUUUAGUACUCUGUGGUCCUUGUAUGCAAGAAGUUAUGCUGUGUGUGAGACGCUUCUAUUUAUAAUGUUUAUAUCAAUUAUACAUGGAAAGUUUA
Helicoverpa zea (corn earworm) is the source of this 8987-nucleotide messenger RNA. RefSeq names its product anoctamin-1 (gene subdued). The coding region runs from base 315 to 3374 and encodes 1019 amino acids. Lineage: Eukaryota; Metazoa; Arthropoda; Insecta; Lepidoptera; Noctuidae. The record is from RefSeq and is a predicted model, not a curated record. Gene Ontology annotation, biological process: chloride transmembrane transport. The transcript is spliced from 21 exons. Gene Ontology annotation, cellular component: plasma membrane. Gene Ontology annotation, molecular function: chloride channel activity; protein dimerization activity.